Molecule: messenger RNA, 1164 nt
Organism: Nerophis lumbriciformis (worm pipefish)
Lineage: Eukaryota; Metazoa; Chordata; Actinopteri; Syngnathiformes; Syngnathidae
Source: RefSeq, a predicted model, not a curated record
AUGGCGGAUGGAGAUGUUAUGGAUAGAGAUUUGGAAGAUGGCGAGAUUUCCAGCUCUGAUUCAGACUCUGAGAUGAAAACCACCACAGCAGCGAUCGUGGCGCGACCAAUAGAACCUGCGGUUUUCAGUGGCCAAUCCUUUCAGAGUAGAUCUGCCGUUUCUUAUCGAAACGCCAGUAAACCAACCAGUGACAGUGAUCUGGAUUCUUCCGACGAAGAAGGUGCUUCUUGGAGCCGCAAACGUCAAAAAGUAUCCCAACCGGCACUGAAUCGCUUACCCGAGGCGCUUCGGGGUCGCAGGGUGAACAACAUUUGGGGUUCUGUGGUGCAGGAACAGUGCCAGGACGCUGUAGCUGCAGAACUUUGCGUCUUCGGCAUGGAUGGUGAGGUUUCCAUGGACAGGAACGUGGAGACUUACAACUACGUUCUGGCUCAUAAGAUAAAGGAAAAGGAGAGGCAGAUGGAGAAACGGGAAAAACACGGAGAGGAAGUGAAGAUGCUGGAUGAUCAGCUGGAUGAGUACAGAAGAGGUGAAAGAGAAGGAGGUGAUGCUAAACGUAAACGGCCGGUGAAAGAGCGACUCGGUCCUUUAGCCGAGAUGGACGUUAAAGGCCGAUACGAGAUCACGCAAGAUGACCCUGAAGAUAAAGUAGUGGAUGAAAUCGCGUACAGGCUGCAAGAACCGAAAAAAGAGCUAAUUCAACGUGCGGUGAAUGUUCUUGGGAACAAAAAAGCCAUUGAGUUACUCGGCGAAACGGCCACCCUGGAGGAAAACGGAGGUGUCUACACCGUGGACGGAAGCAGGCGGCGCACACCCGGUGGUGUCUACUUCAACCUUUUGAAGAACACGCCCAGCGUCACCCGAGCUCAGAUUCGAGAGAUCUUCUUUGACGAGAGUCAGAAGGAGCAGAAGAGCAAGAAGGCGGCGCAGAAGAGGAGGCGGCACUUGGUGGCAAAGAAGAUGAAGCAGGCUAUCGGGACGUUGAACCUUCAGGAGCACGACGACGUCUCCAGGGAGACUUUUGCUAGUGAUACCAAUGACGCCUUGGAGUCGCUAGAAGAUGCUGGCAAGGAGGAGGAGGAGGACGGUGUGGAGGAAGAGCGCGCCGUGGGUACCGAGGAGUCACCAGUGGUGUACAACUCGGCGGACUUGGAGGUCUUCUAA